Cololabis saira (Pacific saury) is the source of this 7110-nucleotide messenger RNA. RefSeq names its product BEN domain containing 5 (gene bend5). The transcript is spliced from 6 exons. The coding region runs from base 111 to 1472 and encodes 453 amino acids. Lineage: Eukaryota; Metazoa; Chordata; Actinopteri; Beloniformes; Belonidae. Gene Ontology annotation, molecular function: DNA binding. The record is from RefSeq and is a predicted model, not a curated record. Gene Ontology annotation, biological process: negative regulation of DNA-templated transcription.
CCCUCCCCAACCCCCCCUCCUAUGUGUGUGUGUAUAUAUAUUUUUUUAAAUACUUUGUCAGGAAAAACUGUCAACCAUAUCCAAAGUGCAGGACCAAAGAGAAGUAAAUAAUGUAUGCUUUUGUUAGAUUCUUUGAAGACGAUAUGUGCUACGCGUGUCCCGUGUCAGAUGUGUUAGGUUUCAGCCCUGUGCACAGAGCAGACUUUGAUAAUCAGAAGGUGUAUCUGGUCCACAGAGCGGAGCAGCAUGGCUGCGCAGGCCAGCCCUGCCAGGCGCAGAUACUCGCCCUUGCAGAUACAGUAGAAGAAUUUGAAGAAAGUAUAACGCGAAAGAAGAUGAAAAUUCCCAAGAUGUCCAUCAAGACUUCAGGAAACUCUUUUGAGAACAACUUUGGAGAGGACAGAAUGCCACUCAGGCAUAAAAAGGCUUUGUCUAAUGACCAUGGGCGCCCCAUUUCCAACUCCUCAAAGAGCCUUGCAGCAGUUGUGGCUCGUCUGGAGAGGAAUGCAGCAAACUCCUUUAUGGAGGGUGAAGAAGACCUGGAUGAGGACCGACUGGCUGAGGAAGGAGAUGAUGCAGAUGACGAAGAUGAAGAUAUGGAGGUAGAGCAUCGGCAACGUCAUCACCAGCAACAACAGCAGCAGCAGCAGCAUUUAGAGGUGGACACAGAUUGUGUAUCAGAGGUAGCUGCAGCUGUGGUUCCAAGAGUCCUGUAUGAGGAGCUGGUUCUCAGCUACAGGCAACAGGAGGAAGAGAUGAGGAGGCUACAGCAGGAGCUGGAGCGGACCCGUAGGCAGCUUGUGCAGCAGGCCAAGAAGCUGAAGGAGUAUGGCAGUUUGCUGACAGAAGUCAAAGAACUGAGGGACUUCAACAGGAGGCUGCAAGAUGUACUUCUCAUGAGACUGGGCAGCGAGCCUAUGCAUGACAAUGGCACUCAGACAAUCAAGGCUGAAGUGGUUGAACCCAUUGUUGAGCCCCAUGAGACGUGCAGAGAAGAAGCCAACACCAGUUCCAGCUAUUCCCCCUCACCCAGAACAGUAUACACCUGCAAUGAUGGGAAGGUACAUCUUGGAGGUGGGAUUUGGGUGGAAGAGGAGAAGUGGCACCAGCUACAGCGAACCCAGGGAGAUUCCAAGUUCACAAAGAACCUUGCUGUGAUGAUCUGGGGCACGGAAACACUCAAAAAUCGCAGUGUCACAGGAGUCGCCACUAAAAAGAAGAAAGAUGCCCUUCCCAAACCUCCACUAUCACCCAGCAAGCUGAAAAUUGUCAGAGAAUGUCUCUAUGACAGAGUGUCUCAAGAGACAGCCGACAGUGCAGAAAUAACGCAGAGAUUGUCCAAAGUGAACAAAUACAUUUGUGAAAAGAUAAUGGACAUCAACAAGUCCAUCAAGAAUGAGGAGCGGCGAGAGUCCAAGCUGCUCAUCAGACAGACGGUCAAGAUGGAGAAUUUCACCUACGAUGGGAUAUAAUGAUCAGCCGUCAUGCCAGCGCCUUCUGCCCCGUGUGGUCCACAGGAUACUGAGGGGACUUGGUAUGGUUAGUUGGGGAGGUUGUGAACGCUUCUUUUUUUUUUUUUUUUAAUAUUAGAUAACAUUCUGUGAAACAUUAAAACAAACCGGUCCAUUCCCACCUCCGCACCACAGUUUUCUGAUUGGCUGACAGACAGCUUUACCCACCAAUUAGAGACUAAACGUCUGAAAUAGUUUGAUAUGAGCUGGCAUUGGUACUGAGAUGUGUGCAUGUGUGUCAAAAAGAUAAAUUAGAUUUGACUAUUAAUUUAUUGUUCUGUGUCAGAACAUCAUUUUGAAUCAUUGAACUUUUAAAAAGUAAGCUGUUAUUUCUGCAGGUUUAGUCUUUUGUUGCUGGACAGAUGAUGAUGAUAGUUUAAAGUAGUUUUUAGAUGUGUGACUGUCGUGUUGGUGACUUUCCAGUAAUUACUGGUCAUUUUAGUAUCGGCACUUAAUGCAUAGAGUGGGACAUCAGGGUCUCAAAUGCACAAGUCUUAAUUAGUGACAGCCAUAUUUCAUUUUGCAGUCUGUUGCUGCAAGAGAUUAAUUUUGAGUGUCUGUUUUCCUUCGACUCCCUUAACAUAUAACCUUAAAGGAAUAGGGCUUAGAGAUUUACUAGAGAAACUGACUCCAGUGCUGUCAAGAAUGAUAAUAAUAAUAAUAAUAUUAAUGUAAUUUGCCAUCAUUGCAUGAGCACAAGGAAGAUUUGAUGAUGAUAUUUCUGUUUUGCUCUUGAUCAAACAUGUCUAAGAAAACAGGACUGUUGUUAUGGUACAGGCAUUUGGAUGCCAUGGAAGGCCUUAAUAUGGAUUUGGCAAUCAGUAGGGACGAGAAUGUUCCUAAGUUUUUUUUAGUAAGCUGUGAUUGUAAAUGUUUAGUAAGCUGAAGAGAUGACGCUUCACCUGCACUUUGCUGUGAGAAUGUAAGAGGUGAUCAGGUACAAUAAUCUGUGUGGUUUGCACCGUUUUGUUGUACCGGACUAAUGCCCAGGUGAAAAUUGGAGCACCGCUCUCCGCAAGCCAGGUCAUCUUCUUGUGGAAGCAAUGUCAAAUGUGGGUAAAGCUGUCUGCUGCACUGGUUCUCCGUCAAGGUUGUCCGGCCCUGCUGAACCCCACAAUAACUCCCUCUUGUUUAAGCCACACAGCUGGGGAAGAAAGUACGGUUGGUCCAGUGACAAUUUCCUCCGAGAUAUGCCAUCAGAACUUUUAUAAUGCCCACCUUCUCUUCAGUUUUUUUUGUUUGUUUGUUUUUUGGUUUUUUUUUGUUCUUUUAAUUUCCUGCUAUGCUGUUUUGAUCCAAAAUGGUUCAUGUGGCUGUGUUCAGGCUGGAACAAAAUGCUGCAGAUUGAAAUCUCAAACUGUGACCUAGCUGUGGCUAACUGUGAAUCUGCUGCAGAGCUUCCCCAUCAAGCCUUUUGACUCUUCACACUCUAGAUUCCUGUUUGUCUUUACUUAUUUUCCUCUUUAUCUUUUUGUCCAUCUUGGUUUUUGAUAUUUCAAAUGUUCAGAUCAGCCUUUUGUUAAGCUAUGUUAAUGCAGAUAGUUUAGUGUACAUAAACAUAUCUAUCUUUUUAUUUUGUCACCAAACAUGGAUAUUUAUGUUUGUAGUCUCUUCAAAGUUUCAAGGUUCUGAUCAAGUUUUGAUUUAGCUAAUUGAUAUUGUUAUUCCAUGUUAUCUGUCAGUACUUUGUGUUUCUGUGUUGUCGUUUUUUUUUUCCCCAUAGGAAUUAUUGGCUUUAAGCUUAACAUCGCAUCCAAAUAUUGAUCAGUGGGGUCUACAAACAGAUGAAAAAGCACCUCCUUCGUAGCCAAAGUGAUUUGAGUGGAACAAGAGAGAAGGCUUUCCUGAAAUAACUAACAUUAAAAGAGCCCAUACUUUGAAGUCACAACACGUGAUCUCUGAUAAACCUCACUUAGGAUCUACCUACUUUAUGAUCCAGCAUAGUUGGAUGAAUAUCUGUAUUGUUAAAUGUUGCGCUCGAGCAGUUAAGAUGCAGUAACGAUCAACACAAAUCAUUUACAUUGAUGCACUUUAAACUUCUCUGCAAUUUUGUUCAAUGUUAAAGAAAUGUACUUGUGGUAUUUGUCUUUUUUUCAUUGUCUUCGUAGAUUAAGGCAUAACAGUCUGCAUUUUUUGUGAGCACCUUAGAACAUUUUUAUUUUAUUUUUUAAAUCCGGGCAAAAAUGCGCUAUUGAAUUAUUAUUUUCUCUUAAAGUCAGAUAUGCCCCUGACAUGCCAAUUCUCCAUUAUAUGCUUCAUAAAUUUAAUAUUUACUGUAAAAGUAACCUUUUUCAAAGAUGUGUUUUGGCUAUUAAAAGACACAUUUAUGUAGGUUAAAUUAUAUUAAAGCUGGAAUUUAGAUUUCUGCUGCAGCGACCUGGACAAGAAGUAGUUUACUGGUUAGAUUGAUCAACAACAUAUGACUCUUCAGUGCAAAAACAUAUUCACCACUUUAAACACUUUACAAAUGAAAUGUAUAAGCUGACUGGAAUUUGUGCUUUCACGUAAUGUGUUCAGAUGCUGGCAAUGUAUAGGUAUCACUUCUCAAUGUGCGUUUUUACAAAUUGUGAGCACCAUAACGAUGACGUCUAGUUUAGGGAAAAAAAAAAAAAGGUGGACACAGACGAGGUUUGCACAGAAAAAAGGCCCACACAAAUCUCUCUCCAAACUCUUGACUUUUUUUUAUCUUUUCUGGUGCCCCUUCAGCUUUUUGUUUAUUUUAUCCCUUUUUUCUUUGGGGGGGUGUUUUGAAAAUGUUUGAUAUUUUUUUUAAUAGGAGGGAAAAAAAGAGAAAUCUUUCUGCUGUGCAAAGCAUCCUUGCUGAUAUUCUGACACAUUGUUGUGCGUUUGUUUGUGUGUUGUUUGUUGCCAAAAGGGGGUGUGGUUGCGACAAUGCUUACAGAAAGAGUAUUUAUAGUGCUAUUACAUCAUCUAAAAUGGUAACUUGGUUUGAGAGGCUGGCUGAACAGAGCACGAUUAAGCCUAAUCCUUUAACGAAAACCAUCUUUGGUGGGUGAAAGAAAGUGCUGUAUGUUUUUAACCCAGAUUUAGUUUAAUCUGUGAUGGCGAGGCCAAUCUUUAUCAAAGUCACUUGCAGAAGACACAUGUGAAUUUUAAAAACAUACUAUUAUCAUACCUAAUACACAGCCUGGCAUAAUAAUUGAUGGAUCUUGCCGGUUAUUUGGCUCUGUGACACCGGUCCAUCCAGGACCCCGGCCACACUUCUGUCGCUGCAGUCAGAAAGCAUCCACUCGCUGGCUCUGAUCCUCUUUCUGUGUUACCUUUAGUUUCUUACUCUCCUGACAUUUAUACGGAUUACAUUUAUAGAUGCACAUGUAUCAAGAUAAUAGCGAAAGCUGUCCUCGCUUGGUGUUAUGGCUUAUGCUGUGAACACCCGUCAAAGCUUCAAAAAUGAGGGAGCUUUUUUGUUGCUUUUUGACAGUUUGAUUCAGUGAAAAGUGAUCCGUCUUUCGCUUCUCUCUGGAUCGAGAUAAAUGGCUCCGUCGUGCAGUUUGCAAAGUUAAAUGUAUACCAUGACACAUUACUUUUUGAGCCUCAGAUACAAUAUUAAAAAUCCUUCAAAAUGAGGAAAGAAAAAAAAAACAGAGGAAAAUAUGCCUAUAUUUUUUAUUAAGGUAUCUGUAACUUUGUAUACAAUCCACAAACCGGCUCUACUUCAUCUGACUUCACCGUCCUACCUCAUUGUUACUCUGGUGUUUGUUUGUCAGUGACUGUAAACUUACGUGUGUAAAUUAAAAACAAAAAAAUUAAAAUAUAUAUCUAUAGGAAAAAGGUAUAACUGGUUACUCUAAACAUGUACAGCAUAUAAAACUAGUAAAACACCUCAAUAUUCAAAUAUCAUUCUUAGGAAAAAUCUGUUUUAUUACCUGCUUAAAAAUGCUGCUGUAAGGGGGUUUCUCUGUGAGGGGUUGUUUCUGAUUCUAUAUCUUUGCUCUUUGCUAUGUUGUGCAGUUGAUCGCUGGUUGUGUUCUGUGUGUAUUGCAUUCUGAGAUUUCUUCUGGUUGACGGUGCUACCAGCAAACAGUUCAAAAACUGAUCUAUCUGACCUCAAAUGGUGCUGUUUUUCUAUGUUUUUAUUGUCAUACGGUUCUUGUAGUCAGGUGUGUUAACCGCCACUAUCCACUCAGCUAAUCAAAUUCUAAGCCAAAAUGUUGUGCAAGGCCGACGACCCUGCUAUAUCUGUAUCAACUAUAUGCUAUCCAUCCAAAUAUUGUAGAUAGUGAUUAUAUCUUCAGCUGUGAGUUUCAGAAGUACCUCAGAAGUUGCUGGUUUUAAGCGGAUGCAUCUUCUAGCACCUGUUGUCAUUUCCCAUUUUUGCAGUGUAUUUUCAGAAAUAUGCUUUUUUUGUGUGUCUUUUCUUCCUUUUUAGAUCAGGUAACCAUCAAAAAUAGUACCUGAUUAUUAGCUCGUUAAAUCUUAAGGACGAACUGCUUACUGGUUGCAUGCCAGAUCCCAGGUUGUUCACAGGAAAUAGUCUGAGAGGCCAGCGUGUGUCAGAGUAGCAGAGGUCCUCAGCAAAGCCAUGUUCUGCGUGAGUCGAGCUUGUUUUAUUGAUGAGAGAUUUUCCUGACAGUCUCAGUUUUAGGUGAAAAGCUAUACCCAUGUGAAGUGGUUUUUACAAUAUCUCAAAAACACGGAGAUCCCUGAGUUUUUCAGGUAAAGUCACGACGGCUGUCUAGUGUUGUAUGUGGGAACAGCUGAUCCACGUCUCACUGUUCAAUCUUUUUGUCCCUCACUGCUCAGAGGAUUCAGAUCUUCAGUGUUAACACAACUAGUCUCUGCAAGAAGUGCAUUACAUGUUCCUUUAUUUCCUUUUACCCCGUUCACUAACACCAGUGGAAUAUUUUCUGCGCCAAAAUGUUUCUGAGGGAUGAUUUUCAGUGUUGCUUUUUUUUUUUUUCUUCAGUUGUUUGUGAAGAUACACUAUAUCAUGGCGCCUCUACUGUGUGUAGCCCAAACAGCUGGUUGCAGAGACGCACUUAAGCCAUCCUUACAGCUUACUCUGGUCCUGUGUGGGUCAAGUUUAGAUCCUAUGCAGGCGUUGAGCUACUAACCUGGUACCACGUCAGUGUUUGAGUGGAGGGCCAGCCACAGAGACGGACAGAAGGAGAGAGAUGAAUGUGUCUGCACAGCCUAGAGAUUGAGUCAGAUGGGGACAACAGCGAUAUGACAAAUCCAAACAGAACUCUUACAACAUUUUAAAGUCUGCGUUAAAUUAAUCUGAGCUAUACAGGGCUGCUUGGUGUACCUAUCUGUAGUUAUUAAUGCAUUGCAGUUAUCAUCAGGGACAGACAGGGUUUUUACUGUACGUAGUAUUUCCAGUUGGUACGAUAAUGUGAAAAGAACUCAAGACUAUUGCAGUAAACACUCCCUCACCCCAGGUUGGCCUCCCAGAGGCAGACCCUACAUUAACAAAUAUAUGCUAUAGAGAGUGUACAUGUCUUCGCUAAACCGGCCACACCUCUGCUAUGCGAGCUUUUUGACGCUUAGCAUCUUGUUCUGUGUUUUUUCUCUUGCUGCAUUCAGGAACACCUGUUUAAUGUAUAUAUAAACUGAAAUAAAUCAAAACUUUUAUUCU